Molecule: messenger RNA, 1757 nt
Organism: Mytilus californianus (California mussel)
Lineage: Eukaryota; Metazoa; Mollusca; Bivalvia; Mytilida; Mytilidae
Exons: 2
Coding region: 695-1294 (199 amino acids)
Source: RefSeq, a predicted model, not a curated record
UAAAGGCAGUGCUUUAAUGCCUUUCUAGUUGCCGGGUUAAUCCUUCCUUCCGCGAUAUCCAACUUAUCUACGUGGGGGGUCAUUAGACUCCAAGUAGAUCCGGAAAUGUUGAAUUCUCUCCUCUUCUUAUUGCGAUAUAAAAUGUUUUUUGUUUCAUUUCAUUUACAUUGGGAAAUAGAGAAACGAUCAUUGUGUUUUGUUAGUUUUAAAAACUUUUGAUAUAUUAGUAUUUUGCAUUAUAAGCAGUCAACCGAUUGACAAACUAGAAUUAUUUGAAUUCCGUGUGGAAAGAGCUCGGGUUAAUUUCGAGUGUUAUCUGCAAUCUAGAUGUUUAUAAAUCAUUUCAGUCGUUGAUAUUAUAAUUAAAGGUCGACUGAACAUGAAUUAUAUUAUACAACUUAAAGCGCAUUUCUGUUUAUGCACGUGAACCCGUCUAACGUUAUUUUCGCAGUUAUAUAAAGUAGCAAAUUAUCGUUCCUGAAUAGGUGGCGCCGUGGUAGCGGAUCCUGUUCCUCUACUUCCGGUUUCUGCACUGUGCAACUAUUUCAGUUAUAUUUUUAAUUAACGAUGCCAAGUACUUGUUGUUGUGUACCUGGAUGUCAUUUAAGAGGAGGACAUGCAUUUCCAAAUGACUUAAAAAGAAGGAAAAGUUGGAUCAACGCCAUGGCCCAUACGCAGAUUGGACGAGAACACGAUGAUAUCGUGGAGUCCAUCUCAAUCAGCUGUUGUUUGCAAGGCACGUUUUACUGAAAAAGACUACGUGCAGGAAACUAUUCAUGGGCGCAAACCCACCAUACAGAGACUUAAGUCUACUGCAAUUCCCAGCCUAUUUUCCUGGACCAAGCAAGAGACUGAAUCGUCCACAAAAAGAAAAAUCAGGGCAGUUUCCUGUGAAAACAAAAGAACUAAACUUGAUGAAUAUUGUAGUAGAAAUCUAGAGGAAAGUUUUGAUUGUAAAGUUGGUUUUCCUGAAGAAGUCAUUCAUACUGCAGAAAGGAUUUAUGACUGUCCACCACCAACUGCCGAGCUAAUGUUGAGCUUCACAGAUGGAAUUACGCAAACACCAUCAAUGCCUAUGUUUUCAGCAGAGAAUUUUGAAAUGAAGACACGUGACAUAGCCAUGCAUUUUUAUACCGGUUUAGAGUUGUAUACUAAAUUUUUAUUUGUUUUGACCACACUUGGUCCAGCAGCACAUUGUUUGAGAUACAUAUAUUUUCAAAUUGAUAGGGUGUCAGUUGAAAAUCAGUUUUUUUAUGACUUUGAUGAAAUUGAGGCAUCAUACAACCAACUUUGAACUGUCUAGAUUCUAGAUUGAAUCUAGUGUUAAGAAUAUUGUGUAUACAUGGAUUGUUUUUAUGUCUAAACAGUGGUGUGAGGCUAACACUUGGCCAUCUAGUGGUUUAGUCAGGUAUUUUUCACCAUCCAACUUCAAAUUAAAGUUUCGUACGACUUGGAUUAUUAUUGACAGCACAGAAUAUCCCGUGAUAAAACCUAAAGCUCCUAGAGCUCAGGCAACCUUUUCAUCAAAUAAAAACAGAAACACUGAAAAUUCUUGAAUGUUCGACACCUGGUGGUUUAGUCAACUAUGUCUCUAUGUCACAUAGAGCGAAUUAUUGGACUUGGCAAAACAUACAAAAUUCUAAUAAAUCCUAUGAAUGGAACUGAAACAAAACUUUCAUCUGAAAUAACAUUUAGUUGUUUUAUGUUGUGUAAUUUUAGAACUUGUAUUGUGCCAAAGGAUGCAUAAAUAAAAGUGA